This is a messenger RNA of Prorocentrum cordatum, 390 nucleotides long. The record is from the annotation of a GenBank genome assembly. NCBI's taxonomy places the organism in Eukaryota, Dinophyceae, Prorocentrales, Prorocentraceae.
AUGGUGGAGAUCGAGAGGGACCUGGAGCGCACCUUUCCCAACCACGAGGUGUUCCGGAGGUCGGCCGGGCGCGGGCGGCUGCGGAACGUGCUGCGCGCCUUCGCGGUCCACUACCCCCGCGUGCAGUACUGCCAGGGGCUCAACUACAUCGCGGCCAUGAUGCUGGUGGUGUUCCCCGAGGAGGAGCAGGCGUUCUGGGCCCUCGUGAGCGCGGUGGAGCGCCUAGGGGUCGAGCACUACUACACCGACGGCAUGCGGCUGCUGCGAGCGGACAUCGACGUUUUCGAGAUCGUACUCGCCAAGAAAUGUCCGAAGGUCCGACUCGAGGGAGGAGGGGGAGCUGGCCACGAGCAGACGGGCUCGGCGCUGCAGGAGGGCAGCCCUCUGUGA